UACAGUGCAAGAACACAACUUCAUGAAAAUUCAAAAGAAUUAGAUGUACAAGCAUUGUAUUUCAUGAAACAGGGAAUGGCCCAUGGCCGCAUGCCAAUAGCUGAUGGUUAUGUGGAUAAGCAAACACUUGCAGCAACUGCUAAAUCAAAUCGUUUUCGCUCAAGCAACACAGCUGCUUAUCAAGUUGUAGUACAUGAAAAUGAGGAAUUGAAAGAGAGGAAUGAUGCACUGAAUGAAACAAAUAAGAAGUUGAAUGAGAAUAAUGAGAUUCUCAUUGAGGAAAAUAGUGUUAAUCGUGAGAUGAUGCUGAGACUUUUUGAGGAUCUUAAGAAGUCUCCACCUGUUGAUCUGAUGAACCAUCUAGCAAAUAUCGACGCCCGUCGUCAUCAGGUUUCUGGACUAUCACAUGUCAGCACUAAUCCACUUGAAAUACUUGCUAGUGGUGAUAUCGUGGACACUGAUGUCGAUGAUGAUGACUACUAUGGUGAGAUGAAUGACAGCAACAGCUAUGACGGUGGCAACCAUAGCUAUGAUGAAGAUGAUGGUAGGGAUGACAUUAGUUGCAGCGAUAUGAAUAGUGGUUAUGGAGAGGACAACAUCAAUGAAGAGGAUGACAGUGAUGAUAACGAGGACGAUAUUGAUGAUAAUUGAUGCACUGGAUGGGAGUAAAAUCUGAACAUGGUACCAUCGUACUUUUGAGCUCUUUUGAUCCAAAGUAAUGGAUGCUAGGCUUAUUUUACUAACCUAGGCUUAUUUUGCUAACCAGCGACCCUAGGUUGAAACAAAACCUUUUGGUGUUGUACUCGUUGACCUUGAGCUAUGUGUUGGCUGCUCGAACUUGUGUUAGAUGGCUAUGACUUUAGGGUGCUGGAGACAUUGUAAUAUGUUUGGAGUGCAAGUGUUGGACACUUUGUGAUUGGUUGGACUGAAAUUAAUCGAAUGUAUGCAUGUAUUGAAAUC
Molecule: messenger RNA, 960 nt
Organism: Panicum virgatum (switchgrass)
Lineage: Eukaryota; Viridiplantae; Streptophyta; Magnoliopsida; Poales; Poaceae
Product: coiled-coil domain-containing protein 1-like
Exons: 3
Coding region: 64-651 (195 amino acids)
Source: RefSeq, a predicted model, not a curated record